Molecule: messenger RNA, 1664 nt
Organism: Papilio polytes (common Mormon)
Lineage: Eukaryota; Metazoa; Arthropoda; Insecta; Lepidoptera; Papilionidae
Gene: Su(fu)
Product: suppressor of fused homolog
Exons: 12
Coding region: 129-1622 (497 amino acids)
Cellular component (GO): cytoplasm; nucleus
Molecular function (GO): transcription factor binding
Source: RefSeq, a predicted model, not a curated record
UUAAUUUAGUCUACUGCAGAAAGUUUCUCUCGUGUCGUGGUUUAUCUUAUUUAUUUACUUUCUAAUAAUACUGUUAAGUUAUGUUGUACUUGUAACUAAUAAACAAUCUAUCAAAUAUUCAAAUUAAAAUGUCUGGUAGUAGCACCACUACGCCAACAGGUGUUGUUAGGAGCAGUGCUUUAUCUUUUGUUGCGUCUGCGCAGCCUCCGAUAAAUGAUAAUCCGGUGGACCCUUCCUUAGUUACGGGCCCUUCCCAAAUAAAUAAUGAACAGAUGAUCGCAGCAGAAAGGCUCGUACCAGCUGGACUGAAGGCACUUUGUGAUGCUUACUCAAGAUUAUACCCUGAACAGCCUAAUCCAUUACAAGUUACAACCAGAUUAAAAUAUUGGCUAGGAGGUCUAGAUCCUCUGGACUACAUCAGUAUGUACUGGAACCCUGGAAAGCCUGAAGAGGAUAUUCCACCCCAUUGGCACUAUGUAAGUUUUGGUCUAUCAGACCUGCAUGGAGACGGGCGUGUGCACCCUGAAGGUGGUCCAGAGUCAGGUUAUGGGUUGGAGCUGACGCUGCGGCUGGCGGCGACGGGACCUGCGCCUCUAUGGCCCGCUGCACUACUCCAAGCACUCGCAAGAUAUGUCUUUACUACAGGUAACAAGUUCUGUGCGGGCGACCACAUAUCCUGGCACGCGCCGCUCGAUGGAGACUCCGAGUCCAGAGUUCGACAUCUUCUGGUCGCUGAAGACCCUCAACUACCAGCAAUAGAUACUCCGCAUGGCACUGUUAAAUUUAUUCAGAUGGUAGGUUGUACAGGUCGGGAACUGAAGGCAGCUCAGAGAGGCUCCGGCUUUGAUAUAUUAAAACUUAUAGCUGAAGAUCCAAGAUGUGGUGGCUCCUGGCUGGUGACGCGAGCGCGCAGGGCUUCGGCCCGCAGAGUGCGGAGCGCCCGCGCGGGGACUGCGCCCGCGCUGCUCGCCGGAGUCUCCGCUAGAGUUAAAUGGCUACCAUACACACCGGAAACAGAGGAAACAACCCCUAAACUGAGCCCUUCGGUGCAGCAACAAAUAAAAGAGACAUUACAGCGAGGGUUGAACUGCAUGAGCUCUUCGGAGAGAACCGUACCUGAAGGUCAUAAUAUGUCGACAGACAGUUUUGAGAUGUCCAGUAUAGAGAGAGCUCUGCCCCAAAUACCGGAGUUAAUGCAGGGUUCAUGGCGCGGUGAUGAGAGUGUGGAGUUCUUGGAGGGAGUUCACGUGGUGAUGAACGCGGAGGGUGCCAGCCUCCUGCCUCUAGCUAUAGAUGGUCGCAUCAGUCACGGGCGUCACUUCACGUGGCGCUGCGCCCCGCGCGCCGUCACCUUCGUGUCGGGCGAAGUCUCCGGAGCGCUGCCCACCGAGCGCACGCCGUACGCACUGCGCGGGACUUGGCUACAAAUUUUGAUACCACCGGAGUUAGCUCGGGAGAUGUCAUCCCAGUUGACACCGCUGUCUCGUCUCGCGGACACCGACUCGGAGUCCGAGGAUGAGGGCGAAGCGCCCGCGCCUCCGCCCGCGCUGCCCCUCACCCUGGCCUGGACUAAAUACAACCUCAAGAUUACUAUUGUACCUGAUUGUCAAUUUGUUCCGUGAAAAAUCUAUUAAAAUUCAUAAUAAAAGAGAUUAGUACAUUUA